GCCCUCGAGAAGCUGGCGGGAGCGCACCACGUGGCUGUGGGCGCUCUGGCGCAGGCGUCGUGGCGAGGCCUCGGGUCGACUAGACGUGGGCGCCCAUGUAGUCGGGCCGCGGGCGGGCGGGCGGACAGGCGGGCGGGCCAGCCGAGGGGUGCCUGCGCCCCACCACGCACGAUGCUGCCCUGGCUCGGGCCGUGGGGCACAGGCCGGGGGGAGGCGGCGGGGGAGCCAGGCCCCUCCACAGCCGGUGACCACGGCAGCGGCGGCGGCGGAGACGGGAGCUCUGGAGAGGAAACCACGGAAGAGCCCGGCCUGCCUGCGCAGGGCAGCAGCCCACAGCCCCGGGCGCUCAGCCCAUCUGAGGCCGGAGCAAGGCCGUCGCCGCCCUCCGGUCACCUGGCCCCCGAGCAGGCCGCCGCCGAAGAAGCAGCCCCAGGACCUCUUUCUCCCCAGGUGACCGCCCAGGUCACCCCCUCGAGGAUGACCCCGCUGCCACUCUGGGAUCCCAGCCACGAGGCCAAGGCCAGACCUCAGCUGGUGGGGCCCGGCUGUGGGUCGGGCGUGUCUUUGUCCAGCAGGACUCUGUGUCAUCCUUCCUGGCCUAUGUAUGACGCCUGGGGUCGCAUCCCUACCUCGGGGCAUCCAGAAGAAGAGCGGGUGGCCAGGGAUGCAGGGCUCCCGGUGACGAGCUAUGAUGAUGUCUUUCUCUUGGACCCUCUGCUGCCCUGUGGGCAGCGCGUUCCCCUCUACCUGUCCAAGCCCCCUCAGCAGGCAGUGGGCGCUCGGAGGCUGCUGCUCCCACCUCCCAUCGUGUCCUCCUCGGUGCGUCCCUCGCCAUCCCAGGCCUGCUCCUCCGCCUGGCUCAGCGAAGCAGAGAUGAUCGCCCUCACUGGCCUGCUGCAGAUGAGCCAGAGCGAGCCGCGCUCUCAGGCCCCGGCAGGCCCUCUGACCUCUGCCAGCUGCCCAGACCCUGCCGCUGAAGGCCCAGGCCCCAGGGGUGGCCAGAGCUGUUCUGGGAGCACUGACCCGGGCCCCACACACAGCCCAGAUACCCACUGUUCAUAGCCCCUCCCUCCGUGAGUGCUGGCUUCCCACAAGCUGUUCCGUUGACAAUAAAUCCGUUCGUUUGCAAA
Molecule: messenger RNA, 1130 nt
Organism: Peromyscus maniculatus bairdii (prairie deer mouse)
Lineage: Eukaryota; Metazoa; Chordata; Mammalia; Rodentia; Cricetidae
Gene: Sap25
Product: Sin3A associated protein 25
Biological process (GO): regulation of DNA-templated transcription
Cellular component (GO): nucleus; cytoplasm
Source: RefSeq, a predicted model, not a curated record